UCAUAUCAAGUCUGUGUUAAAUCAAUAGAAACGACUUUUGUGCUUGUUUUUAUUGAGAAAAAUGAGUAAUAAUGUGACAAACACAAGUUCGACAGAGGCUUCUAAUAUAAGACAUCAUGACCCUCCACCUCCUUAUACAGAAAUAGCAAGCGUUCCUGUCCAACAAAUUGUUAUUGUUCCACCUGAAUUAAAAGAUCAACCAGUAUUGUAUAAUUGUCCUGCUUGCAAAGAGAUGUGCUUGACUAGAGUACAGUUUGUGAAUACAACAAAAACUCAUAUGAUAGCUGGAUUUAUUGGUGGUCUAACUUUUUGGUGCAUGCUUUGCUGUUUAGCUGCAGUUCCAUAUAUGUUGCCAACAUUUAAAAAAGCGGAACACUACUGCUCCAAUUGUGACACACAUCUUGGUACUUACUCAGUAUUGUAAUGGUAAUUGUUAAGGGUCUUAAUUUAUUUUUAUAAUGGUAAGAAAAAAUAUAAUAAAUGAAUAAA
Papilio polytes (common Mormon) is the source of this 489-nucleotide messenger RNA. RefSeq names its product lipopolysaccharide-induced tumor necrosis factor-alpha factor homolog. Lineage: Eukaryota; Metazoa; Arthropoda; Insecta; Lepidoptera; Papilionidae. The coding region runs from base 62 to 424 and encodes 120 amino acids. The record is from RefSeq and is a predicted model, not a curated record. Gene Ontology annotation, molecular function: zinc ion binding. The transcript is spliced from 2 exons.